Messenger RNA from Gavialis gangeticus (Gharial), 2271 nucleotides. It is a transcript of the gene GPR78, whose product is annotated as G protein-coupled receptor 78. The record is from RefSeq and is a predicted model, not a curated record. Lineage: Eukaryota; Metazoa; Chordata; Crocodylia; Gavialidae. Gene Ontology annotation, cellular component: membrane. The transcript is spliced from 3 exons. The coding region runs from base 39 to 1058 and encodes 339 amino acids. Gene Ontology annotation, molecular function: G protein-coupled receptor activity. Gene Ontology annotation, biological process: adenylate cyclase-activating G protein-coupled receptor signaling pathway.
GCGUCCUGGUCCAGGGGCUCGGGGCUACGUGUUAAGACAUGGACUUGGCCGGAGUUCUCCUGGCGUUUUUCCUCGUGCUGGUGCUCGUGGUGUCUCUGCUGUCCAACCUCCUGGUGCUGCUAUGCUUCCUCUACAGCUCCGAGAUCCGCAAGCAAGUGCCCGGGGUCUUCCUGGUGAACCUGUCCUUCUGCAACCUGCUCCUGACCGUGCUCAACAUGCCCGUCACUUUGCUGGGGAUCCUGAGGCACCAGCAGCCCCUCGGGGACUGCAUCUGCAGGGCGGUGGGCUUCCUGGAAACUUUCCUCGCCUCCAACACCAUGCUGAGCAUGGCCGCGCUCAGCAUAGACAAGUGGAUUGCCGUGGUGUUCCCCUUGAGUUACACCAGCAAGAUGCGGUACAAGGACGCCGUGCUCCUGAUGGGCUACUCCUGGCUCCACUCCCUCACCUUCCCCUUGGUCUCCUUGUGUUACUCGUGGGUAGACUACAGCAGCGUCUACGCCUCCUGCACCUUGCACCUGCGAGAGGAGACGGAGAGGAGGAGGUUCACCGUCUUCACCAUCGUCUUUCACGCCACCAGUUUCAUGCUGUCGCUGGUGAUACUGUGCUUCACCUAUCUGAAGGUGUUGAAAGUAGCCCGGUUCCACUGCAAAAGGAUAGACAUUAUUACAAUGCAGACGCUGGUGUUGCUGGUAGAUAUCCACCCCAGUGUGAAGCAGCGGUGUCUGAACGAGCAGAAAAGGAGACGGCAGCGGGCUACUAAGAAAAUCAGUAUUUUUAUAGGCUCCUUCCUGAUCUGUUUUGGCCCCUACAUUAUCACCAGAUUGAUAGAGCUCCUUCCCUUUGUUACCAUCAACUACUACUGGGGAAUUAUAAGUAAGUGCCUCACCUACAGUAAGGCUGCAUCAGAUCCAUUUGUUUACUCACUUUUACGUCAACAGUACAAGAAAGUCCUGAUCAACAUAGUCAACAGGAUACUUAAAAGGGAUCUAUAUCCUUCAUCGGGCUACAACAGCUCUCUUGACACCGAAAAUGAUUACUGCUUACACAGAACAAACUAACAACUUGGCUAUCCUUACUCUUCAUGUGAAGACAGGUCUCUGCCACUCUAGGAAUAUCACCUGAUCUUUUGCACACGGAUCUGACAAUGGUGACAAUACCUUUGAGACAUGAAAGUUGCAUCACUACAAUGCAGUGAAAUGUGCAGGCUUUCCUAAAAGGCUCUUCCAUUGUCUGCAGCUAGUGUAGACUACAGCAUCACAGUAGCUGUCUGGGAUGGGCAGAAAGGAGCCUACCUAGCCAUUGCUUUGCUCACUGUACUGGUUGCUUGUUGGUAAGUGGAGUAAAUCUGAGGUCUGUGGUUUAGCUCUCAAAGUCUCUAAUAUUCCAGGUCUCAAAGUCCUGAUAUCUUACUGGGCAUCCAGCAUCAUCCUCUUAAAAGUUAGAGAUAAUGGGAGCACUGGAACUUAGAGCUUGGUGAGACAGGUAGAGCAUCCAUUGUGCUGUACAUUUACUUCUGCAGCCCUGGAUCUGUGGUACUAGUUUUAGAACAUGUUAACUGAGUAUCUUAACUGAUGGUUUGCUGUUAUAGUGCCCAGUAUGGGCAUUAUGGGUAGGCAUUUUGCAAAUGAGAUUGUUGUUAUUUAUUAUUAGGCAUUAUGAUUGUAACAUAGCCUUUAAAAAUGAUAUCUAUAUUCAAUAUGCCAAUAUUUUAUCAAGCAUAACCAAAGGCCACAUAUCUGAUUUAUUAAUAUUUAGCACUUUUGUGAUAAUACUUCAUUACAGUAAUUGCAGUGAUAUAAUCAGAGUUUAAUUAAUAUUGUAUUUUACAUCAUUGAGCCAGUCCUACUCAACCAACCUUGCACUCAGAAAAAAAUCAAGUCUUUAAACUGUAGAAAUGACAGAUGCCACUAUAUUUGAGAUAUAUUGCUCAAUAGCUAUUUGGUUUUACAAACCAAGAUUCAAUAUAUUAAUUCUUUUUAAAGGCAAUGUAAUAGGAAAAAAUUGUUCAUGUAUCAGCUACAUUACAUGAGCUGCAACAAUAUUGUAUUUCCGAUUUACAUGCUUAGAAAUCUUCUUUUGUUCACCAAAAUGCACUAGGGAUAUUGUAGCCAAUCAACUGCCAAACCCCCAUGUAAUACACAUCAGAUGCAUCUACACAUGCAAUUAAGGUGGAGCAAUAAACUCCGAUGCAGUUUGCACCCAAGCCAAUUGCUCCCAGGCACAGCAAUUGUGCCUGAGUGCACACGUGUGCCUGAGACUGCAGCACUUUGA